Chenopodium quinoa (quinoa) is the source of this 1776-nucleotide messenger RNA. Its product is annotated as mRNA cap guanine-N7 methyltransferase 1-like. The transcript is spliced from 13 exons. Gene Ontology annotation, cellular component: nucleus. Gene Ontology annotation, molecular function: mRNA 5'-cap (guanine-N7-)-methyltransferase activity. Gene Ontology annotation, biological process: 7-methylguanosine mRNA capping. The coding region runs from base 234 to 1337 and encodes 367 amino acids. NCBI's taxonomy places the organism in Eukaryota, Viridiplantae, Streptophyta, Magnoliopsida, Caryophyllales, Amaranthaceae. The record is from RefSeq and is a predicted model, not a curated record.
UCCAUAAUUCCACCAAAGUACGCAAAACGCAACACAUAAAAUCAGUUUCUUCUUCUUCUCUCUCUCACAGAAACAUUCUUGGAGAAUUUCUAACCUUGUUCCCUCCGCUCAACUUCUACUGUUACUCACACCAACUUCAAUUCAGUUAAUCUUGUUUCUUCCCCACAAUUUUCCCACAUUUAAUUGAUUAAAUUUGAUAUAAAAGACCUCAAAUUUGUUGUAAUUUUAAGGCCAUGAAACGUGGGUAUCAAGGUUCUCCAUCUGGUCCUCCUCAAUCUCGAUCCAAACCCAACCCAGAAGGAGAUGGGGUAUUCCUUGAGGAUGAGAGUACAAAAAUUUUUGCUCGGAAAGUAGCUGAUCAUUACAGUGCAAGAACAAACCAGACAUUGGAAGAACGAGAAGCGAGCCCUAUUAUCCAUUUGAAGAAACUUAACAAUUGGAUUAAAAGUGUAUUAAUUCAGCUUUAUGCUCGUCCUGGGAAUGCUGUUCUUGAUCUUGCAUGUGGAAAGGGUGGGGAUCUUAUAAAAUGGGACAAGGCAAAGAUCGGAUAUUAUGUUGGAAUUGAUAUUGCUGAAGGCUCGAUAGAAGAUUGUCGUACGCGGUAUAAUGGCGAUGCGGAUCAGAAUCAGCGUCGCAAAAAGUUUAAAUUCCCAGCCCGCCUCUUAUGUGGAGAUUGCUUUGAGGUUCGACUGGACAGAGCAUUGGCAGAGGAUGGCCCCUUUGACCUUUGCAGUUGCCAGUUUGCCUUGCACUAUUCAUGGUCUACUGAGGCACGUGCACGGCGAGCUUUGGCUAACAUUUCAGCAUUGCUUCGACCUGGUGGCAUCUUGAUUGGAACAAUGCCUGAUGCCAAUGUUAUUGUCAAGAAGUACAGAGAAGCGGAAGGUUUGAAAUUUGGAAACAGUGUCUACUGGAUACGAUUUGAUGAGGAUUAUGCUGAUAAGAAAUUUAAAUCAUCCAAUCCUUUUGGUAUCCGAUACAAGUUUCACUUAGAGGAUGCUGUUGAUUGUCCUGAAUGGGUUGUCCCUUUCCAUGUCUUCAAGGCACUGGCUGAAGAGUAUGACUUUGAACUAGUCUUUGCCAAAAACAAUCAUCAAUUUGUUGAAGAAUAUUUGAAGAAGCCAGAAUUUGUUGAUCUUAUGAGGAGGCUGGGUGCUUUGGGUGAUACCCAUGAUAAAAGUACGUUGUCACCGGAUGAGUGGGAAGUAGCUUACUUAUAUCUGGCCUUUGUGCUGAGAAAGCGAGGCCAACCAGACCAAACGCAAAAGCGAAAUGUGAAAAAGGGUGACAACGAUACACCCAUAAAAAAGGAGGACAUCAUGUACAUUACUAGUUGAGUUUGAGUUUAACAGUAACAAUUCGUGUCAAAAUUCAACUGCGACCAAUCAUCAAGCUUGGUCAGGUCUUAUCCAAGAUGCCAAAUACUGGCAGGCAUGCAGACCUAAAACUUAAGGCGUGCUUUUGGUUCAAUACUCUGUUAAAUGGAGAUUACGCAUUGGCUCAUUCAAGGUUUGCUUUGUAGUUUGAGCUCCUUUGUUGUAGAGGUCGCAGAACGGGACUGAAGAAAUGCAGUUCUUCCUAAUUUUGGGGCAGAAUUUUUAUUUUCGACGGUAAUUAACAAUUUUACACAACUUUGAUCUUACGGGCUUACGGCUCUUUUUUCCAAAAGGUGGUAGGUUAUUGAUAAUGUAACUCUUUAUGUUUUCUGUCAACUUGUUAAAAAGAACUGCUUUUGUACCUUUAUUAUUUAAAGUUAAUAAAAAUACGGUUAUAAUA